AUGGCCGGGGCUACGCACCAGACGAGGGGCCACGGCGGCCACUCGCACCACCAUCACCAUGACAACGUCUACCUCACGUCGCAGAACAAAAAGGACGCCGGCGUGCGCAUCACCCGCAUAGGACUCUAUGCGAAUCUCGGCAUGGCCAUCGCCAAGGGCACUGGCGGCUACCUCUUCAACAGCCAGUCCAUGAUCGCAGACGCCUGGCACAGUCUGACCGACUUGGCCUCGGAUGUCCUGACCCUGGCCACCGUCUCGUGGAGCCUGCGCCCGCCCACCAAGCAAUUCCCCCUGGGCUUCGGCAAGGUCGAGAGCUUGGGGUCGCUCGGCGUGUCCAGCAUGCUGCUGUUUGGCGGCAUAUUUAUGUGCAUGAACAGCUGCGAGACCCUGUACGCCCACUUCCUCCUCGACCCCGCUGCCGCUGCCGCCGUUCUCGAGCACGGCCAUGGCCAUCACCACGGGCACAGUCAUAGCCACGGCCCCAGCGGCCCCAGCAUACAUGCCGCCUGGCUCGCCGCCGGCACCGUGGCGGUUAAGGAGUGGCUGUACCAUGCGACCAUGAAAGUCGCGCGCGAGCGCAAGUCCUCAGUCCUGGCCUCCAACGCCGUGCACCACCGUGUCGACAGCCUGACGGGCAUAGUGACGCUGAUGGCGAUUCUCGGCGCCAACUUCUUAACUAACGCGGCGUGGCUAGACCCGGUCGGCGGGCUACUCAUCUCCCUCCUCGUCAUCCGUGCCGGGUGGGGCAACACGCUAUCGGCGCUCUACGAGCUGGCCGACCGGGGCAUUGACGACGAGGUGCGGCGGUCAGUGCGGCGCCACGUUACCCAGGCCCUUGAAUCCGACGACGGCACCUUCAGCAGCGCCAAGAACCGCGAGGUGCAGGUGUGCGAGGUGACUGGCGUCAAGUCGGGCCAGAACUAUCUAGUCGACCUCGAGCUCGCCGUGCCGAGCCGCUGGACAGUUGAAGACGCGCGCAUUCUCGAGGACGCCGUGCGCGCCCGCGUCGGCGCCAAGGUCCGCGGCGUCCGCAGACUCCGCAUUCGCUUCGUGCCCAAGGAGGCCGUGGAAGCCGCCGCCGCCGCCGCCGACGCCAAGGACCUGACGGAGAAGCAGCCCUUUGACGAGUUCAUCUCCGGCGACAUCAGCCCGAGGACAAGUCCCGAGCCCGAGUCGGACGACGACGACCAUCAUCAUCGCCACGACAAGAAGGCGCAAUAG
This is a messenger RNA of Lasiosphaeria miniovina, 1221 nucleotides long. RefSeq names its product cation efflux family-domain-containing protein. Gene Ontology annotation, cellular component: membrane. Gene Ontology annotation, molecular function: monoatomic cation transmembrane transporter activity. The transcript is spliced from 2 exons. Gene Ontology annotation, biological process: transmembrane transport; monoatomic cation transport. The record is from RefSeq and is a predicted model, not a curated record. The coding region runs from base 1 to 1221 and encodes 406 amino acids. Lineage: Eukaryota; Fungi; Ascomycota; Sordariomycetes; Sordariales; Lasiosphaeriaceae.